AUGGCUAGUACAAUCCAAAAGGAGACGAAAUUGUAUGUGGCGCUUGUGAAUUCCGGCCUGCUCGUGCACAUAGGCAGAAAUAAUGCACCCGCUGCGAUCCCUGAUACCUUGAAAAAAGGCAAGGAACUGAGCCCACCACAGAGGGAGAAACUGAAUGGGAUAGUGGACAGCCAGCUGGGUUCUCUUAGAAAGGCCGAGGGCAAUGUUGUCGAAGAAGAGGAGUUCAAAGAUGACCCGGAAAAGUUGAGGGAGCGUCUGGUUUCCCUAAGGGAAAUUGUUCUUUUCAAGAAUCCUGAAGACACAGAAACCCUUCUGCUAAGGAUUGAGGAGGCCGCAAAGAUUCUGAACGUGGAUAUUGACGGAAGUGGAGGAAGUGGGAGUGUGAGAGAGACAGAGGAAGAUGAAGGAGGACAAGGUGAAACGGGCGAGCAGGGAAGUAAAGAGGAGGAACAGGGGGAGAAGGAUCAGAGAGAGGAAGAAAGCGUGGAUAUUAACGGAAGUGGAGGUAGUGGGAGUGUGAGAGAGACAGGGGAAGAUGAAGGAGGACAAGGUGAAACGGGCGAGCAGGGAAGUAAAGAGGAGGAACAGGGGGAGAAGAAUAAGAGAGAGGAAGAAAAGGGAGAAGGAAGGGGAGAAGAACAAGAAAGCCAGAGCAAAGAAAAUGGAAACGAUUCUGAAUACGGCUCAUGGAGAGGUCCUGGGAGAGAACGUUCAGCUUCGCCCAUGAGCGAAGAAGCCCAGCAAACACUUGAGUCAAUUCUGCAAGCCAAGUGUGAAGGCGCCAUUGUGGCUCUGCGCCGAUAUCUGGUUUCCGAAUCCUCUGAAGCCAAUGAAGCAGAAUUGAACAAGAUAAACGACAGAAUAUCUGCGGAAAUAGUGGACAAACUGACGUGGGAUGCUGAUGCAACUCAAGGCUUUUGGAUACCAUAUAAGGCCAUUGCAGAUGUGCUGGGAUCCGGAUACGCGGAAGCAAUUGGACGACUUGAGACAAGCCCCCAUGAUGAGACUGCCAACAAAACCAUUCGCGAAGCGAAGCUAAAAUUAUAUCAUAUUUGUCUUGACAGAGGCUUUCAGCCCGCAUGGUUCGAAAAGCUCUUUCCAAAUGCGGAUCAGAAUAUACCGACCGGACCUAAACGUCGGUACGCGGAUGAAAACAUGGAUGCAACCAGCUUCUGGCCGUAUCACUAUCAGAAUAAUGGCACCGAAAUUGUCCUCUUUGAGAAAAGGAAGAAAAUCAAUAACGGAGUCAAAAGUUCCUUCGGAGUCCAGAUCUACGAUGAGGACGAAGGAAAGUACAAAAUCGUGCUGAAACCCAGCAUUGCUAACCUUGAUGGAUGGAGAAUGAGCAAGAAUGCCUUGAAAUUCGACGCCUCCGGGAGAAGAUACGACAAGAAAGAGUUCAUCGAUGUGGACUGGAUCUAUUUCUAUACCACUGUGCCUAUUAGAUCGGCAAAUGCCCUUAAAAACAAAUCAGAUGCCACAACGGAAUUCUGUGUCAAAUUUAAUGGAUCAAUCAUGCCCAAAAUCAUCACUCGGACUACGUUGCGUGCGUUCUGGCCAGAAGAUGCUAUUAACAAAGCUAUGAAAGAUAUGAGUGAAAGAGAUGGUGUAACUUUGCCGUGGGAAAUGACUGCCAACAAUAUUUAUGUCCCUAUGAACGAUUCCCGCGGUGCCAAAGUUGGAGAGCGAAGAACAAACAUGCAAGACCUGGUAGAAAUGCUGCAUGGUCUCAAAUUUUCUAACGACGGAGCCAUGAAUGGGGGAAAAGCUCCACUUGGGUCGAAAUUGGGAAGCGACGAACUGUCUUCCAUCCGCAACGAGAUGGAUUCCAGAAUUGGAGCUAUUCAUUCAAGGGUAGACAUGAUGGAGAAAGAUGUGACAGACAUCAAAGAACAAAUGGUCACCCAAAAAUAUAUGGAAGUGCAGCUUGGGAAGCUCAUGGAUUUGGUGGCAUCAAGGUCCUGA
Messenger RNA from Aspergillus melleus, 1965 nucleotides. RefSeq lists its product as uncharacterized. The coding region runs from base 1 to 1965 and encodes 654 amino acids. The transcript is spliced from 2 exons. Lineage: Eukaryota; Fungi; Ascomycota; Eurotiomycetes; Eurotiales; Aspergillaceae. The record is from RefSeq and is a predicted model, not a curated record.